Molecule: messenger RNA, 732 nt
Organism: Exophiala spinifera
Lineage: Eukaryota; Fungi; Ascomycota; Eurotiomycetes; Chaetothyriales; Herpotrichiellaceae
Exons: 5
Coding region: 1-732 (243 amino acids)
Biological process (GO): transcription by RNA polymerase II
Cellular component (GO): RNA polymerase II, core complex
Molecular function (GO): DNA binding; protein dimerization activity
Source: RefSeq, a predicted model, not a curated record
AUGGACAAUUCUUCAACUCCUGCGGACCUCAAUGCUCAGCCCAACAUGAAUGCCGCAAGAACCAUCUCUGCAAGUCCCUCCCGACGCCGACGUAGAGGUAGUUUGGCCGAUCCUCUCCGCAACUCCAAGCAUGACAACAACAACAACGACAGAGGCAAAGAGAACAGCGCCACUGUUAAAACCACCCUCACUGUCAACAUCGAGACUAUCAAUGAACCAGUUACUCCCGGACCACCCUCACCAAAGCCUGGCGACACGUAUCCUGGAUCGGGAAAGGGCGGAAUUCCACAAGAUGGCCUAGCCUGGAAAAAUCACAUCUCCAACAAGAGAUAUCAUAAUCCCGGGGUCAAUCACAAUGAAAUCAACAAUCAGGAGAGUACCGAGGCAUUUAUACUGGGUGACGGUGAGAAGAAAAUCGAAGAGAAAAUCGACACUCGAACUCCCAACACUGUCAUUUUCACAUUCAACAAGGAAGACCAUACUCUCGCCAACAUGCUCCGAGCAAAGCUCCUUGAAAAUAGCCACGUCACAUUCGCGGCCUACAAGGUUCCCCAUCCUCUCUUCGCGAAAUUCGAACUCCGAAUUCAAACCGAUGGCGAAAUCACUCCUAAGGAAGCUCUCAUCGCUAGCUCCAAAGAAAUCAUUCGAGAGCUCGAUGUGCUGAAGCAUAGGUUCAAGAAGGAGUACGAUCUUCGCAAGAUGGUCGGCAGCGUGGGCCAAAACGGAGCUUGA